AUGGAGUAUGAAAUUAUUCAUUAUGAUUUGGAGCCAAGCUACAUUGAUCAAACAAACCCUUAUUCCAUACAAGAUAAAGUUUCCAAUGACAUCGAAAGAUUUCUCCAACUAGAGACAGAUUUUAUGGACCUCGAUUUCAUUGAAGAAGACGCCGUUUUAGGUCUUGAUGAGAAUAUUCAAGAAACUACAUUACUGGCUGCUGCUGCCUGUGAAGAAAUCCUCCACAAUGUAGAAACUCAAGAAGAUGGUUUGGAGGGCUGCGGCUUAACUGAUUUACUACUUCUGGGAGCAGAAGCUAUUGAAGCAGAAAACUGGAUUUUUGCUUCAUCAGUGGUGACAAAACUGAAUAAUCUACUUUCUGAUGAAGAAAAUGGAGAUAACCCUAUUGGAAGAUUGGCUUUAUAUUUCACUGAAGGCCUUAUUUACAAGAGUCUUGAUUUUCCUGAGUUGCAGGAGGAAACGUUUGGUGGAAAAUCUAAUCAUAACACGUUUUCUGCGUUCCAAAUGCUUCAAGAACUCUCUCCUUAUGUGAAAUUUGCACAUUUCACAGCGAAUCAGGCUAUUCUGGAGGCGACACGGGGCCAUAAGGAAGUUCAUGUUAUAGACUUCGAUAUCAUGGAGGGAAUUCAGUGGCCUUCUUUGAUGGUUGAUCUUGCAGGUACAGAAGAUGCUUCUCUUAGAAUCACAGCAGUAGUUACUGACCAUAAAAAUUUAGGUAAUAUUCAACAGAUGAGAUUGAGAUUGCAGGAUUUCGCGAAUUCAAUUAAUCUUCCAUUCAAUUUUGAUCAUGUUUUCAUGACGACAGAGAAAGAUUUUGAAGAAAUCAAGGUGGAAAAUAGUACAGUAAUAGCCAACUGUAUGUUGCAUCAGCUCCACAUGCCAUACAAGGACAGUGCAAUGGUCAAGACAUUCUUAAAAGGUGUACGAAAGCUAUGUCCUAAAAUUGUCAUUUUAGUAGAGGAAGAACUUUUCAACUUAGAUAAAGUUUCAUCAAUGUCUUACGUGGAGUUUUUCCGUGAGGCCCUCCACCAUUAUGCGGCUGUUUCUGAUUCGCUUCAGUCUGGUUUCCAUGGAGGUUUCAAAUUAGCCGUAAAAAUUAUAGAACGCAAGUUCCUUAGGACGAGGAUUUUAGAUAGUGUGAAGCAAUUUCCUUGUGAGCAAAGAGAAAGACAACUAUGGAAAAAUGAGUAUCCUUCUAUGGAGGGAUUUAGGCCAAUUCCACUGAGUUCUUGGAAUGUGUCUCAAGCCAAGUUCUUGGUGAGUUUAUUCAGUGGGAGUUAUUGGGUGCAAAAUGAGCGGUGCAGAUUGGCUUUGUGCUGGAAAUCAAGGCCUUUGACCACAGCUUCCAUUUGGGUUCCCAAAUCUAUCGAAAAUCAACGAAAAGAUCAAUUUCUUUUUAAUAAAUGAUUGUAUUUUAGCUUUUGAUAUCCAUGCAGCUCGGAGGAAAUUAAAUUAUCAUUGUAACUUAGCAGCAUUUUUCUUUGAAUAUCGAAGUUUGAAAAUGCUUGCAGCUAUUA
Messenger RNA from Olea europaea var. sylvestris, 1517 nucleotides. RefSeq names its product nodulation-signaling pathway 2 protein-like. The coding region runs from base 1 to 1407 and encodes 468 amino acids. Gene Ontology annotation, cellular component: nucleus. Lineage: Eukaryota; Viridiplantae; Streptophyta; Magnoliopsida; Lamiales; Oleaceae. Gene Ontology annotation, biological process: regulation of DNA-templated transcription. The transcript has a single exon. Gene Ontology annotation, molecular function: sequence-specific DNA binding; DNA-binding transcription factor activity. The record is from RefSeq and is a predicted model, not a curated record.